AUGUGGCACCAUAGUAUGGCCCUAAUAUGGGCCAUCCUAUUCCAGCUACUGGCUGCUCAAAAGCAACAUAAUAUAACACAAGUGCCCUACAUCUUAACUGGUGUUUCCAUGAAUUGUCCUGCUGGCUGGGACCUCGUCGGCGACAAAUGUUUUCGCGUUUUCAAUUCGGAAAAGUCGUGGCCACAGGCUUUACUCUUCUGCGAACGGUAAGUGCGCAAGGUUUUUGUAAAUUGUUUUGGCGGGGAAAUUUGAAAAAACAUAUUUAAAUUUUGAAAUUUAAGCUAGAAAAUUUGCAAAAUUAUUUAAAAUUCCCUGACAAACAACAAAUGGUAAGAAUUUUCUUUACAAGACAUAAAAUGGCAAGAACUUUUAUUACAAAACAAGAAAUGGCAAGAACUUUCUUUACAAAACAUAAAAUAGCAAGAACCUUGUUUACAAAUCAAAAAAUGGUGUUUUUCGUAUAACUUGUUUCCCGCAGGCUGCAAAAUACAAAAUGUGUCUUUUUUAGUUUUAAAUGGCAAGAACUUUCUUUACAAAGCAUAAAAUGGCAAGAACUUUCUUUACAAGACACAAAAUGGAAGUUUUUUAAUUUUACCAACCUUUAAAUCUACUAUAAUAUAAAAACUAUAAAAUUUUUAAUUUCCGGAUGUAAGACGUCAUAAUUUCUUAAAUUCCUGAAAUUUUAUCAAUUUGACACCAAUUUCGAGGCAUUUUCGAAGUGUUAACCCGUACUGACCUUACAAAAUCCGUUUUGAGAUUUUGAGGUUGCGAUAAGCGUUGUAAGCGUAUUUUUUGAGGAAGAUUAGCGAAGGUAGAUGGUUAUCGGACUUUACCGAGUUGUUUUUCGAGACUCGAGGCUUCCACGUAUACCUAAUUAACAAAGAAUGACAAGAACUUUCUUUACAGAACAAAAAAGAGCAAGAGCUUUCUUUACAGAAUGAAAAAUGUCAAGAACUUUCUUUACAAGAAUUAAAAUGGCAAGAAAUUUCUUUACAAAACAAAAAAUUGCAAGAACUUUCUUUACAACUCUUAAAAAUUUUCAGCUAUGGCGCCCUGCUAGCCAAAAUCGAAUCAGCGGCCGAAAACGACUUCCUCAGCCGAAUCAUCGCUCGUCCAACCAAGAGCUUGGCCCAGUCCAGUGCCAAGCAUUGGAUUGGUUUAAUCACGGAACGUUCCUCGAACGAUGACGGCUCGUUCGUUUGGUCGGACGGUGUGGUUGUCAGUCGAUUCGCCGGUUUUUGGUCGAAAAAACAGCCCGAUUUCGGGCGUGGUAACUGUGUUCAGGCCGGUGUUAACGCCGAGAAGUCGGUCGAAUGGCAAAUGGAGAUGUGUAACUUGAUGUCACCCUUCGUAUGUCAACUCAACGCUUGUGUAUCAGGCUCAUUUCAUUGUAAUAAUGGCAAAUGUGUGGCUGGCAAGGCCAAAUGUAACGGUCGAAAUGAAUGUGGAGACUAUUCGGACGAGCUGAAUUGUCCUCCCCCUCAUGGACAAGCGGCUUGCCUAAAAUACGAAAAAAGCGAAAAUGGCAAGAUUGAAUCGCCUAAUUUCCCGUCCAGCUACGGUCCGAACGCGGACUGUCGAUGGGUUAUUGAAGGGCCGGUCAAUAGCAGAAUCAUGGUGAGUUCCUCUUCUUCCUCUCCUCUUUCGUCCUUAUCAUCAUCCAUACCCUAGACAUUUCUCUGCCCUACCCACCUUACCAAACCUCGCCUUUCCAGAUCACAUUCGACCAGUUCGAAACCGAAAAGAACCAAGACUUGGUAACAGUCCUCGAUGGUGGACCAGCCGAGAACUCGACCAUCGUUCUCAGUCAUCUCAGUGGAACGCCAGAACAAUCUCAACUAUCUCUAAUGUCAUCUACCAACAUGAUCACAGUACAAUUCCGUUCGGAUGCGUUAGUUCAAGCUCGAGGCUUUAAAGCCAAUUGGAGAGCCGUGCCAUUCUCAUGCGGUGGAACGUUGAAGGCACAUCUGUUUUCACAGUCUUUCAAUAGCCCCAAGCCUUAUCCGGCUGGUGGAGAAUGUGUGUGGAAGAUCGAAGCACCUGAGGGGCAGUUGAUCAGUCUGAAUGUAGGUUUUGGUAUAUCUAUAGCUAUAUAAAGGUAUAUCAUAUCUACAGCUAUAUUAAGCUAAAGCAUAACUAUACCGCUAUAAAGGAAUAGACUACCUAUACCUAUAUGAAACUACAGCAUAUCUAUACCUAUAUAAAGGUAUAGCAAAUCUAUGCUUAUAUAAACCUAUAUUAACCAUCUAAAACCUCCUUUCAGAUCGAAGACCUAGACGUAAAAGCCGGCAAAGACCAGUUCAUCAUCUACGACGGUCCCCACCCAUCAGCACCAAUCAUCUCUCGUCUUUCUGGUCGACUAUCCAACCAACUGGUCAUCUCCACCCAAAACCACCUCUACAUCUACUUCUACAGCAGUCAAGCCGACCCAACCACUGGCUUCACCGUGAACUACAAGAAGGGCUGCACCAACACCAUCAAGUACACCUAUGGCAACGUUCUCUCUCCAGGAAACGGACUAGUACCAUAUGCACCAUCCCAAACCUGUCGCUAUGUGAUCGAUCUGGAAGGAGGCGCUGAAGCAAGCCCAAUUUCAAUCGAUUUCAACAGCUUUGAUAUCCAAAAUGACGAUGUUUUGAGGAUCUUUGAUGGCGAAGAGAACAGCACGGCCUUGCACGAUGGUAAAGGAUUCACUGAAGGCCGGAAUCCAUUUAGAAAGCUGCAUUCAACUAAAGGAAAAGUUACCGUGGUGUUUGAUACCAAUGCUAUGAAGCAAGCUGGUGGAUGGAAUUUCACUUUUUCAGCCAGUAAGUGGGGGAAAAAGGUUGAAAGCAAGUGUAAUAUAGACCUAAAAGCCAAGUACAAUAUAAAAAUAGAACUUACUGAUCUAGACAUGGCUUUUAUCGGCCGAUAGCUAAAAGAAAUACCUAAAAUCAAGUAGAAUAUAAAGCUAAAAGUCAAGUAAAACAUAAAAUAUAGAACUUACUGGUGUGAGAAUCACUUUUUUCGGUCAAUAACUGUUUAGAAACGCUGAAAAUCACGUGUAAUAUAAAUCUAAAAGUCAAGUAAAACAUAAAAAAUAGAACUUACUGAUGAGAAUCACUUUUUUUCGGUCAAUAACUGCUUAGAAACACAGAAAAUCAAGUGUGAUAUAAGCCUAAAAGUCAAGUAUAAUAUAAAAAGAACUUACGGACCUAAAGCAGAUGAAAAUAGAAGUAUAGCUAAUGAAAAACGAGGUAAAACAACAAAAAGUAAUGGAAAAAGUCAAGAUUUGACAUUAUUUUAGAUUUUUUAAUGUUUAUCAAAGGUUUAUUCACGACACGAAAAUAGAAUUUUAAUUUUUUUAGCAAGAAAAACCUGAAUUUUAUAUUGUUUUAGGCUUUGAGUCCUUAAAAUUAUAAUGUUUUAGGCUUUGAAGCCUUAAAAUUAUAUUGUUUUAGGCUUUGAGUCCGUAAAUUAAUAUUGUUUUAGACUUCGAAACCUCAAAAUUAUAUUGUUAUAGACCAUAACACCUUAAUAUUUUAUUAUUCUAGCCUUUCAAACCCCUUAAAUUAAUAUUUUUUUCAGACUGCCCAACCCUAAAAGCCCCUCGAAACGUAUUCUUGACGACCCAAGCCACCUCGUUUGGAACUAAAGUGACUGUGAGUUGUCAAACUGGCUACGAGUUCACCAACGGAAUUGGUCAUCGAUUCGAUGUUUCGUGUGACAUUGGCGGAAAAUGGUCCAACGAAUACAUCCCUAACUGUCAACGUAGGUUUUAGAUAUUUUUGUUUGAUUUUAGGUAAAAAAUUUCAAUUUUUUGGUAUUUUAGGUAAUAAACGGCAGUUUUUGGGCAAAACCAUGUUGUUUUAGGUAACAAAUCUUGAUUUUUUAGUAGUUUAGGCAGUAACGUUUGUUUUUUGAAUGAAAAUUUGUUGUUUUAGGUAGUAAAAGUUGUUUUUUUUGCUAAUAAAUUUGACUUUAGAUAACAAAUUUCGAUUUUUUGGUAUUUUAGGUAACAAAAACUAGUUUUUGAGCUAAAACUUCAAUUUUUCAGCCGUCUACUGUUCCGCCGUGCCUCAAAUAGCCAAUGGCUACGCCCUUACAGCCACCAACGUAUCCUACGGUGGUGUAGCCCAAUUCAAGUGCUACGACGGUUUCCAUUUCGCCUCAGGCAAAGAAACUGAAGAAAUUUACUGUAAAACCGAAGGUUGGACUGAAACCCUCAAAUGUUUGGCCGAAACCUGCCCCGCCCUCCAGACCUUUUUGAAUGGAGAACGGACCUUGAAGUACGGUGAUGCUACUGGCUUCGGCACGGUGUACCAAUUCGAAUGUGCUCCAGGCUAUAAACAUAGUGGACCGAGUACGAUAUUGUGCAAAAGCGAUGGGAAGUGGUCUGCUCAGCAGCCAAUUUGCAAAAGUGAGUUGAUUUUUUAUUGUUAGUUGAGUUUUUAAAAAAUUUGUAAUUGCAUUGCACUGUGCAGUCAUUAAUUUGUUGCACUGUGCAAUAAUUUUUAUUUUUUCAUAGUGCAAUUUUCGAUUUGUUUUAGGUGACAAGUACUAUUUUAAUUCUUAGUACGGGUCCUUACAAAGCAUUAAAAUUACUUUUUCAUUGCUAGCUUUAUAAAUAAUGGCAAAGCAAUUUUUUAAAAAUGAUUGGACUGUGCAACAAAUUUCUUUUUUUUUCACCGUGCGAUUUUUAGCUUAUUUUAGGUAACAAAUAUUAUUAUAAAGUUGUGUAUGAAGACAUAAAAAGCUAUUAAAACUAAUUUUACUCUGAUUGUUUCAUAAAGAAUGGCACAAUGAACUUUUGAAAAAUGACUGCACGGUGCAAUCACAAAAUUUCAUUGCACCGUGCAAUAAAACAACCUUUUUUGGAUCUGUAAACAAAGUUUUUGUAUUUUCCGAAUUUUCGAGCUAGUCCAACUACAAAUUCCAAUUUUUCAGAACUAAUCUGCCCAAACAUUCCUCAAAUCGAAAACGGUCGUAUCGUACUACCGCCUUCUGGAGCUCUCGAAUUCGGUGAUUCAGCUCGAGUCGAAUGUAGUCCAGGCUUCAGAAGCACUGGAGCAGACUCAGUGAAAUGUUUGGCCAAUCAAACCUUAAGCCAGGUCCCAGAAUGCAGAGAUGUGGACGAAUGUGCUGAAGGAAUAGCAUCGUGCUUCGUCAAGAGUACCAAGUGUAUCAACUUGAAGGGAGGGUACACCUGCCAGUGUUUGGAUGGUUUUAGGCCUCAAUUGAGUAAGGAUAUUAAUUUUUAUGGAACUAGGAGGUGUGGUUGGGUAGGGGGUAUGUUAGGGUUGGGUGAGGUAGGAUAGUGUAGAAUAGGGUAGGGUACUUUCUUUCCGGGUAACGAAAUGUGGCAUGAAAACAUUAUUUUAAAAUAUAUAUAAAAUGUGUCAUCAUGACGUGUUUUUUGACUUUUUAAAAAUUGUGUCAUCAUAACGUGUUUUUUUUUGACUUUAGCAAAAUGGGUAAUUGCGACAUGUUUUUCAGACUUUUAAAGAUUUUUUUUGUCAUUAUGACAUAUUUUAUAGACUUCCAAAAUAUAUGCGUCAUCGUGACAUUUUUUUAGACGUUUUUUGAUAUUUGUCAUGAUGACAUAUUUUUUAGACUUAAAAAAUGUGUCAUCAUGACAUGGUUUUUAAACUUCUUAUAAAAUGUGUCAUCACGACAAAUUUUUAUUUUUUUUUAAUUUAAAAAAUUUCAAUUUUCAGCCUGUCCCUCCUUCCACAUUCUCUCCCCCAGCUCGGUCAAAACCAGCAGUUCGGCCGUCUUCAACAUGUCAUCAGUGACGUUCUGUGCCGAAAAGCGUGACGAUCAACGUUAUGUUGAGUUCGAAUACGCUGCACCAAAGGUACUAGAAAGGAUUCGAUUCGAAAAGACUGAGGAAGGAGUACCACUAUCCAUAUCAUUGUACUACUCACCUGACUUGAUGUCCAAACUACGACAAGUCGAAGAGUUAUCAGAAGUUGCACUGAAGAACGUGGACAUGGCUGGUAGUCAAGUACUCGUACUCAAGAGUACCAUCGAAGCCCAGAGGAUCCGCAUCAAGAUCGACAAGUUCAAGGACAAUGCCUGUGCCAAAGUGGAGCUAAUGGGAUGUCAAAAGACGAAUUGUGUCGAUAUUGACGAGUGUGAGGAAGCCAAUGGCUACUGCGACCACCAAUGUCACAAUACUGUAGGUGGAUUCAAGUGCACGUGCAGAGAAGGCUACGACCUGUUCAAUGAGAAUGGCCAAGGAGGAGUGGUGCUGCAGGAAGGAGAGACCGGCUAUGAUAAUCUGGACAUGGUAAAUUAAACGGUUUUAUUUGGGCGGGGUGAAAUAUUAGGAUUUUUUUGGGCGGGGUAAAACUUUGGGAUUUUUUUUGGGCGGGGUAAAACUUUACGAUUUUUUGGGUGGGGUAAAAGAGAAAAAAAUUGUUGGGUAGGGUAAAAAUGAACAAUUUUUUUUGGGCGGGUGAAAUUUUAAAUUUUUUUUGGUGGUAGGGGGAGGGAGAAUUUUUUUUGGACGUGUAAAAUUAAAAAAAAAUUUGUUUUGGGCAGGGAUAUUAAAAUUUUUUUUGGUGGGGUAAAAUAAUAAAAACUGGUUUGGGUGGGGUAAAAAUGUUUUUUCAGGGGGGUGGAUUUUUUUAUAAAAAUUUUAUUUUUGGGCGUGGUAACUUGAAAAAGAUUAUUUUUAGGCAGGGUGGCUUAAGUAAAAGAUUUUAUUUUUGGGCGAGGUAAAAUUUAAAAAGAUUUUUUUUGGGUGGGGUAGCUUUUGAAAAAGUUUUUUUUGAGUGGGGAUGACGGCUUAAAGGAUUUCAUUUUUGGGCAGAGUACAGUGUUAAAGCUGGGGAAAGAAAAUAUGACAUUUCCUCUUUCAGAUUCGCUACAACAAGACCUGUGUAGCUAGAAAAUGCCCAGGAGUUGAAGCACCGGCGAACGGAAAGUUGAUCAACUUGAAUAAGGAGUUCGCUCAUCCUAAUGUCAUGGAGUUCAGAUGUAACCAUGGGUAUCAGAUCAUCGGAAGCGCCUUCUUACAGUGCACAUUUGAUGGUACUUGGAAUGGCACUGUGCCUACUUGUUCACGUGGGUUUAAGGGCUUAAAAUAUUAAUCCUAAGCACUCACUUAAAGCCUAAAAUAUGAGCAUUAUGUGCUCACUUUUAAGCCUAAAAUAUGAGUAUUAAGUGCUCGUUUUUAAGCCUAAAGCCUCUUCAAUAACCCUAAAACAAUUUUAGCCGCCGUAUGUGAAGGAGUACAGAACAACACCUCAAUUGGUAUGUUCGUCACCGAAGAGAAGCCCUACGUGCCCUACGGCGACAAUGUUACAGUAGUCUGUACCCAACAAAACCGCCCCAUCAAACAAUCCCCCCUAGGCGGACUACGUCAAUGCAUCUACGACCCACGCCCAGACGGAAUGGACUACUGGCUAAGCGGCCCCGAAGCCACCUGCCCACUGGUCGAGUGUGGUCCACCCCCAGCGUUGGCUGGUGCUUUCUACGAGGGCGAGGACGCGAACUUCAAGGUCGGCUCGUCGCUAGCCUUCAACUGCCGCCCACCUUACUCGCUACUCGGUAAAAGCUCGUACGAUGACCGGAUAGCACGCUGUAACGUGGACGGUAGCUGGGAUCUGGGCGAUAUGCGAUGUGAAGGUCCAGUCUGUGUGGAUCCAGGCCAUCCCGAAGCCGGCCAAACCCACCUGAACUCGGUGGAAGAGGGAGCGGUGGCUAAGUUCACUUGUGACCGGGCAGGCUACAAACCGUACCCAUAUGAUGCUAUCAACUGUACCUUGGGCACGUCGUGCUUGUUAAGUGAAGAUGUUGGUAUAUCAAACGGCUACAUCCCCGACGGCGCCUUCUCGGAUUCAGACACCAAAACCAUGUGGGGCUACGAGCCACACAAGGCCAGGAUGUCGUCUACAGGCUGGUGUGGCAGUAAAGACGCCUUCAUCUUCUUAUCAGUUGAUCUACAAAGGAUUUAUACACUAAAUACCUUGAGGAUAGCUGGAGUAGCUGGUAGUGGAUACCUGAGAGGUCAUGUCACGAAGCUGCAGUUGUUCUACAAGGUUCAGUUCAGUCAGAACUACGACACAUAUCCAGUAGAGUUCGAGACGGAAGCUGGCAAUCAUAACAAGAUGUAUCAGUUCUACCUCGAUCCACCUAUCAAGGCUAGAUAUGUGCUUUUGGGUAAGUAUUGUACUAAUUGAGGGUAGAUAUGUGCUGUUGAGUAGGUAUAACGAAGACUAGAUAUGUGCUUUGCAAGUCAAAUCUUUCGUUGUGGGACCUAAGCUGGGUUCCCGAGGCCUUCUCUCUGGAUCUUGGGCCCACGUGCCCCGGGCCGGCCUCUUUAAAAUUUGCUUUGGCUUGGUCUAUUAAGCAUUUUUCUAGUCUAGCCUAAACCUUAAUUUUACAAAAAAUCUCCUUUUCAGGCGUAACCGAGUACGAAGAAAACCCAUGCCUCAAGUUCGACAUGCACGGCUGCCUAGCCCCCCUAACCACCGCCCACGAAACCCCAUCCCACCUCCAAGUCGGCUGGAACGCCAGUGUCCCACAAUGUAUCGAUUCCGAGCCUCCACAGUUCAUGAACUGCCCAGCCAAUCCAGUUUUCGCUCAAACUGACGAAUUCGGCCAGAUCCUACCAAUCAAAUACAACAUACCCGAUGUCCAUGACAAUUCCGGAGUCGUUGCCUACGUCAAAGUGGAGCCAAAAGACUUCCAACCACCCUACCACAUCCACGCCCCACUCGAUGUGAAGUACACCGCCUACGACGAAGCCGGAAACUCGGCCGAAUGCAUCGUACAACUUCGAGUACCUGAUACUCAACCUCCAGCUAUGAAAUGCCCAGACUCGUACUCAGUCUUCGCCACAGCCAAUGAAACCACAAAGCAUCUGGUGUUCAACGAAAGCACAAUACAUGUGGUCAUGCAUGAUCUGUCAAACAUCACCGAGUUCACGUUAAGCCCACCAGAAGCCGAUGUUCAUCUCUUCUCGGCCAUUGAUUUAGAAGCCACGGCUACGGAUAGCCAUAACAAUCGAGCCAACUGCAAAUUCCAAGUGGCAUUGAUGCGUAAGUGAAGCAAAGACAAUGUAGUUUAAUAUUAAGUAUGGUAAAGGAUUUUGGUUUGAAAGGGAUCUGAGCCAUUUUUUAUAUUACACUAGAGGUCAAGGUCAUGGUUAAUAUAAUGAAACAGAAGAUAAAAAUAUUUUUUUUGAUUUUUUUUAUAAUCCUUAAACAAAGAUGGCCCGUCACGUAUUUUACAACUAAAAAUGUUAAAAAUGGCACCAAAUUAGAUUUUUAUAUUACACUAGACAUCAAGGUCAUGGUGAAUAUAAAUUUGAUCAUAAAGCUUGCAAUUUUUAUUUUUAGUCCUUGAAAUGACGUUUCUAAACAGAAAAAAGAUAUUUUUGUGAAUUAUAACACGCCAAAUGUCAUAAAAUGUCGAAACCAAGACGUUAUGGAUCAUUUUUAUGUUACACUAGACAUCAAGGUCAUGGUGAAUAUAAAUUUGAUCCUAAAACCUGAACUUUUAGACUGAAUUUAUGAAAAAUGACAUUUUUGAAUGUACAAAAGAUUGAUUUUCGAAUUACGACAUAAGAAAUGUCAUUAAGAAUAAAAAUUGGAGUUUAGGGAUUAUUUUUAUAUUAUCAUAGACAUCAAGGUGAUGAGUAAUAUAAAUUGUUAUAAAAAUAAAAUUACCAAGGCUAGUGUUAUAAAAUGUACCUAACUUGAUAAAAUAUACCUAAUUCUAUACAAUGUGAUACUAAGUUUGCAAAUUUGCAGCUGAACCAUGCACAGAAGCCUCGCUACGAACCGACCUCAACUCGGUGAAGAAGUGCGAAACCGAGAACAACCAAACCUCAUGUGUCAUAAAGUGUCGUCAAGGCUACAGAUUCGUCAACUCAUCAAUCGAAGAGCUCACAUACUCAUGCUCAUCAUCUUCCGAAUGGUCCCCCAAGUCCCAUCCACCAGCUUGUGUACCAAAAUCCGAAGAACCAGCACGAUACGAGUUCAAAGUCUCGGUCGACUACAGUAGCAGCAUCCCAGCCCGCCAAGAAUGCAUGAAGCCGUACGCUGACGCCGUAGCCAAUGCCUUCGAAUCCCUGGACGGAUCGUUGACCCAAAAGUGCUCUAGUUCAGUCCAAGUCUUUGUACGCUACAUGAACUCCAACUUCAUGGUAGAUGCGGCCAAUAACAAGAUCGUGAAGGCCAACUUCACCGUUCAGAUUUUGCCUACCGUGCAACAAGAAGUCUUCUACGAACUUUGUGGUCUAACAUUGUCAACUAUAUUCGAUUUGAGAAUACCUGGUGCUACAAUACCCGUGAAGACCUUGCUACAGCUACCGAAUGGUGGACUAAAUGCACCACAUUGCAUGCCAAUGACUGCCAUUUCAACCAAAAUCAGCCAAGGCUUUGCCUGCACGAAGGGAGAGAUUCUGAAUAAGGAGGGAACGGACCUUCCGGAGUGUGGUAAGUUAAAAAAGUCAUGUCACGUCUUGAAAAAUCUAAAAUAAGGUUUAUAAGACAAAAAAUGAGUGUUUCUUUUGUAAAAAUGAUGAUAAAACGAAAUGUCACUAUUGAUUUUUAACUGAAAUGAUUUUUAAACUGAAUCAGAACUGUUUUUAGGAAUUUAAAAAGUUAGAAAGACACUUUUUACGCUGUUUUGUUACCUUUUUUAAAAUUGGACGAAGUGUCAAAAUUGAUUUUUUGAAAUGUAACGAAGUGUCAAAAUCAAUUUUCUUAUAUAAAAUUUUUUAAAAAUGAAAAUUUAUGACACUUUAUUAUUUUAAAUCGUAAUUUUUUAUUUUUGUCAUUUUUGACGAAAUGCCACUAUUGAUUUUUGAAAUCUGACAAAAUGUCAAAAUUGAUUUUUUUAUAAAUUUCAAUUUUCAGUACCAUGUGCCAAAGGUUCAGUCUUCGCCGGCUCCACCUGUGUUCUCUGCCCAGCUGGCAGCUAUCAAGACAAGGAUGGUCAACAAGAAUGCAAAAAGUGCCCCGAGGGCACUUUCACAGCCACCACUGGUACCACCAGUCGCUCUGGUUGUCUGGCUGUCUGUGGAAAUGGAAUGGUCUCUGAAUCCGGCUUGAUACCGUGCCAGCUUUGUCCUAGACACACAUUCGCUGGACCUCCUCUGCCUGGAGGCUACAAAACUUGCGACGCCUGUCCAGAAGGUACGUACACUGCCAAUCUUGGUGCCACUGGUCCUAGCUAUUGUAAACAACCAUGCAAGCCAGGCUACUUCUCCGAAUCUGGUCUGGAGCCAUGUUCACCAUGCCCGUUGAACUUCUAUCAGCCAAGUCUAGGCCAACAACGUUGUCUUGAGUGCUUGAAUAAUACCGUAACCCACGAGACCGGUCGAGCUCUGGAAGCCGACUGUAAGCCUUUGGAAUGCACUGGUGUCAAGUGUCAGAACAAGGGAGUUUGUGCCAUUGCCAAUCAUAAAACGACGUGUGAAUGCCGACCCGGAUUCACUGGAGAGUUUUGCGAAGAAAGUGUACCAAUUUGUGAUACGAACCCGUGUUUGAAUGGUGCUGCGUGCGAGAAUGUGGCCGGAACGUUUAGAUGCAUCUGUCCACAGAGUAAGGUUUUGAUAUUUUUUAAAAAGUUAUUUUAGGCUUAAAGACUUUUCGUUAAGCCUAGAAGGUGUUAGGCCUAAAACUUUGAUUUUAAAAUUAAAAUGUUAGUGUUAAGCCGGUUUGAUUUUAAGCCUAAACAUUUGCUUUCAAGCCAAAAACGUUGAUGUUAAGCCUGAAGAAUGAUUUUAAGCCUAAAACAUAAAUUUUAAGCCUAAAAAUUUGAUUUUAAGCAAAAAAUGCUGUUGUUAAGCCUAAAGAUUUAUUUUAACCUUAAAAUUUUAUUGUUAAGCUUAAAGAUUAUUUUGAAGCUUAAAAGGUUGAUUUUAAGCCUAAAUAUUGGUUUUAAGCCUAAACAUUGAUUUUAAGCGUAAAAUACUUAAUUUACAAUAUUCAUUCCUAAAAAAUUAAUUUUGAUUUCUAAUUUUUUACCCUAACCUGCCAUUUUCCAUAAAAUAACCCUUACUUCCAGACUUUACCGGCGCCCGUUGUCAAUUCGGUCCAGACGAGUGUAUCGGUGUGAACUGUCCGAACGGUGGUGUUUGUCAAGACCUACCAGGUGUUGGUACCCACAAAUGCGUUUGUCGAACCGGUUUCAUUGGCCAUGAUUGCUCGGAAAUUGCUGAUCUAUGCCAAUCGGAUAAUCCAUGCAAAAAUGGUGCUGAUUGUGUACCAUUACAAUUGGGAAGAUACAAGUGUAAAUGCUUACCUGGAUGGGAGGGUCCCACUUGUGAGAAGAAUAUUGGUAGGUUUUGA
Messenger RNA from Bursaphelenchus okinawaensis, 12290 nucleotides. The record is from the annotation of a GenBank genome assembly. NCBI's taxonomy places the organism in Eukaryota, Metazoa, Nematoda, Chromadorea, Rhabditida, Aphelenchoididae.